Molecule: messenger RNA, 1737 nt
Organism: Micromonas pusilla CCMP1545
Lineage: Eukaryota; Viridiplantae; Chlorophyta; Mamiellophyceae; Mamiellales; Mamiellaceae
Exons: 1
Coding region: 1-1737 (578 amino acids)
Biological process (GO): microtubule polymerization
Molecular function (GO): tubulin binding
Source: RefSeq, a predicted model, not a curated record
AUGACGUGCCGGGAGAGGCACGAGCCGUACGACGGCCCGGUGAACCAGAAGCCGCCGGAGACGGACUGCUCGCGCUUCCACGCGGACGAGCACGCGCACACGAGAGCGCUCGUCGAGGCUGGGGGCGCGGCGGUGACCGCGGAGGCUCUGGUGGAGAGGAAGAACAUCCCGGGGGGCGCGAGGAAGCCGGACGGCGUCGCGAGGGCAUUCGACGAGAAUUACGCGAUGCCGCCGCGGUUCAUCGACGUGCGGAAAUCCAACGCGUUCGGCGCUGGGACGAAGAAGGAAGCGGCGGCGGCGGAGGAGGAGGGAGGAGGGGGAGGGGACGAUCGGCCGGCGUCCGCGGCGGCGUUCGUCGCGCGCGCGGCGGCGGCGCGCGAGCGGAGAAUCGCGGCGGAGGACGCGACGAAGACCCCGGAGACGCUCCAACGCGAGGAGAUUCAGAUGCGCACGCACCGCGCGUCCGUGGAAGCGACGCUCGCGGCGAAGAAGCUCGACGAGGAGAAAGAGGCGGAUAAAACGUACGGGGAGCGACGGUUAGCGACGAACCAUCGCGCUGGGCUCACGCAAAAGACGUUCAGAAAACUCCUCGGCGAAGCCGGCGUGCUCUCGGACGACGUGACCCCCGCGAGCGUGGACAUCAUAUUCGCCCGGUGCCGCGCCCCCGGGAGCGACAUCUUGACGUACGGAGAGUACCUCCGCGCGAUCGCGCACGUCGCGCACGUCACGAAAUCGAAGUUUGGUCACGUCUGCGGCGUGCUCACCGCCGUCGGUAAACCGCGAGCGCAUUACGCGUUGACGCCGCGGCAGGUCGCCGCCGCGGGGCUGACGCCGAGCGAGGGCGGGCGCGCGCACGUGAUGAGAGCGGGCGACCGCGCGUACCGAACGAAGCGACACCGAUGCGGGCUGUUCAUUCCGAAGCUGUCGUGCGCGGGGCUCGCGGAGAGCUGCGAGCGUUCGCACCAGAACGUUUUGCGACGCAUGAAGGGGGAGGAGUCGCGCGACGAGAGAGAACGAGAGAUGGCGCGGAUCCAUCGAAGGAGCCUGGGCAUUCAUCACGCGAAGGCGCGGUUAGAGAGCGCGAAGCGCGUCAUGAACGACAAAGACACGUGGCACUUCGUGAAGGAGCUCGAGGAGCUUCGCAAAGAGGGGCACGGUCUGAACUGGCCGGGGCAGGAGCACGCGGAGGACCCGAUAAAAACGCGCGAGGGGAGAGCGUUACGCGAAUCCGUGACGUGGCUCAUGAACACGGUCACGAUGAACGAAGGCGGCGGCGUCCCAGAGCUCCCCAUGGGCGUGACCGUCAAACAAGCCGCGGCGUUGAUACGCGCCGACCCGCGGUAUCCGAACCUGCCGUCGUCCGCCGUCGACCGACGCGCGCGCGACGUCGUCGUCGACGGCGUCCACGGCACGCGCACGACGCUUCCGGACGGGAAGACGUGGACGAUGACGCGGACGCAGAGAGGUAGCUCUAGAAGCGGCGGAAGCAGAGAAGACGCGAACAGGGGUAGUACAGCUGGCAGCAGAGCGCCGCAGCCCGCGUGGGCGGCGCGGACGCCGUCGUUGGCGUCGCACGGCGCGCGGCUUCCGUUCGGCUCGGCGACGACGGCGGUGCCCGCGACGUCGCUCGCGUUUCUGCGCGAGAGCGGCGCGCUGAGCGCGAAGCGGCGGCCGCCGGACCCGAUGGCGGCGGCGGUGCGGACGCUGCGCGAGAUGCAGGCGAACGGGGAGAUGUGA